UUGUCAUGGUGAAAAUCUAUUGAUUUAUUUUUAUUUUUGUUUUUGUUAUUUGAAAAACAACAAAAACAGUGUACAUAUUAGCCAUUAUAAAAAUUAUUUGGCCAAUUAAUUUCGAGCCCCUUUCCUUUUAGUUGGUUUGGAUUAUUAAACAAAAAAUAAGGUAUACAUUAAUAUAAGGAUUAUAAAUUUUAUUUAUAAUACACACAUCCUUGAAAAAUUAAUUUAAACCAUUUUUUUGUAAACAUAAAAUGGACUCCUAUUAACAAAAUGGAGAGAAAAGAGGAAACUGAAGAUACAGUAGCAAAUAUUAAGGAUGAGAAUAGUAUUUUUGUCAAACCUGAAUUCAUAAAAAAAGAAAAUGAUGAAGAUUAUCCAGAUGAUUAUAUUGAGGACCAUGAACAUGGAGUUUCUGAUAUUAGUUUGCACCAAAUUAAAUCAGAAAUAUCAGUUGAAGAUAUGACAUUUGAUCAGAACCAAGGUGAUUUGGGACAGUUCCAGUAUUUUAAUAGUGAUAUUGAUAAUAUAAAACCAGAGCAUUCUGAUAAAGGAAGUCAAAGUAUUGAACAUGAUAGCUUCAAGACUGAAGUAAAAGUGGAACCCAAGAGAGAAAGUACACAUGAUACAAUUGUUUAUACAGACUUAAAUGAAUACUCAUUAAAAUUUGAAAUAGAUGCAGAUGAAAAGAAACUUAUCCCAAAUGAAGAAGAACAAUCAAAAGAAAAAGACAUUCCCCAAGAGAAGGACACUUGGGACGUUAUGAAAACAAUAGACAUAAAUCCAUCUAAUAAAAAACAAUGUACAAGUCAACCUGCAGAAGAAAAAACUUUAAAAUGCCAUGUUUGUGGUAAGCAGUUUAGCAGAAAAAAUCAUUUAGAUAAACACAUGAGAACUCAUACUGGUGAAAAACCUUACAAGUGCGACAUUUGUUUUAAGCAGUUUAGCGCAGCAGGCAACUUGAAAAUACAUUUGAGAGUGCAUACUGACGAAAAACCUUAUCAGUGUGAAAUUUGUUUUAAACAGUUCAGAGAAAAAGGUCAUUUAAAAUCACAUAUGAAUGUGCACACUGGGGAAAAACGUUAUAAGUGUGAAAUUUGUUUAAAACCGUUUAGUGAAGCAGGUAGUUUAAAAAUACAUAUGAGAGUGCACACUGGAGAAAAGCCGUACCAGUGUGAAAUUUGUUUUAAGCAGUUUAGUGAAGCAGGUAGUUUGAAAAAACAUUUUAGAGUCCACACUGGAGAGAAACCUUACAAGUGUGAAAUUUGUUUGAAUCAGUUUUCUCAACCAGGUGGUUUGAAAGCACAUAUGAGAGUGCAUACAGGAGACACUUACAAUUGUGAAAUUUGUUUUAAGCAGUUUACUCAAGAAGGUAAUUUUAAAAAUCAUAUCAAAUCACACACUGGAGAGAAACCUUACAAGUGCGAAACUUGUUCUAAGCAGUUUAGUGAAGCAGGUUGUUUAAAGAAACAUUUAAGAUUGCACACUGGAGAAAAACCUUAUAAGUGUGAAAUUUGUUUGAAGCUGUUUUCUGAGGCGGGUGCUUUAAAAGCACAUUUGAGAGUGCACACUGGAGAAAAGCCUCACAAGUGUAAAAUUUGUUUCAAGCAGUUUUCUCAAUUAAAUCAUAUGAAUCAACAUAUGAGAUCGCACACCGGAGAAAAGCCUUACAAGUGCGAAAUCUGUUCCAAGCAGUUUAGUCAAUCUGGUAAUUUGACACACCAUUUAAGAGUGCAUACUGGAGAAAGACCUUAUAAGUGUGAAAUUUGUUUAAAACGAUUUAUUCAAAAAGGAAGUUUAAAAACCCAUUCGAGAAUACACACUAGAAGAGCUGUAAACGUGUGAAAUUAGGUUUAAGUAUUUUAUUAUUUGAAAGAAGUGUUUGCACCAGUAGAUUUAUUCGAAGAUGAAGAAAUAAACAGCUAUUUAGAUGCUCUUUGUCAACUAUCACCACCUGCUAGAGCAAUUACUCCAUCAGAAAUUAUGGAAGAGAUAAAGAAAAUCAACUCCCAUAAAGCUCCAGGUUAUUAUCUAAUAGUGGGAGAAAUUUUCAAACAUUUACCAAGAAGAGCUAUCGUGUUUCUCACUACUUUAUUCAACCGAAUUCUUCAUCUUUGCUACUAUCCAACGCAAUGGAAAUUUGCUGAAAUUAUCAUGAUCGCCAAACCUGGAAAGCCUUUAACAGAAGCUGCCUCUUACAGGCCUAUAAGCCUGCCGCCUAUACUUUCUAAAAUAUUUGAGCGACUACUGCAAAGCAGAAUAAAUAGUAUAACCUCGAUUAAUAAUUUAAUACCAAAUCAUCAAUUUGGCUUUAGGGAAAACACCACAACUCAGCAAUGCCAUAUAGUAAAUUUAAUCAGAGACGGUUUGGAAAACAAGAACAUUUGCACUGCAGCAUUUCUAGAUAUUCAGCAAGCCUUUGAUAAGGUUUGGCACCAAGGGCUGUUAUACAAACUAAAAACAAAAAAACCGAGUCAGAUUUACUUACUUCUAAAAUCAUACCUUUCCAAUAGACAUUUCGAUGUCAAAAUGGAAAAAGAUAACAGCAGCUACCAACUCAUAAAGGCAGGAGUACCCCAAGGCAGUGUUUUGGGACCAUUUUUGUACUUAUUAUACACUGCUGAUAUACCAACUACUAACGAAACAACCAUCGCCACCUUUGCCGAUGAUACAGCAAUAAUUGCGCUUGACCAUGAUCCAGUAGUGGCCUCUAACAAGCUACAAACACAUUUAGAUCGAUUACAAAACUGGCUCCAAAAAUGGAAAAUCAAAGUAAACCACGAAAAAUCGGCUCACAUAACAUUUACGAACAUGUAAAUUGUCCACAUGUUACAAUAAACCACCAAGUUAUCCCAAUGAAGACCGAAGUCAAAUAUUUAGGUAUUCAUCUUGAUCAGAAACUAAAAUGGAAAGCGCACAUUAAAGCUAAAAACAACAACUCCAAUUAAAAACCAGACAAAUGAAUUGGCUUCUUGGUAGAUCACAAUUAUCCAUAGAAAACAAACUGGCAAUAUAUAAAAUAAUACUAAAACCUCUAUGGACCUACGGGAUUGAACUAUGGGGAUGUACGAAACCAUCAAACACCAAAAUUCUGCAGACAUACCAAUCAAAAACUUUAAGAAUCAUUGCAAAUGCACCCUGGUAUAUUUCAAACCAAACAUUACAUGAGGACUCCUGCAUGCGACCAAACAUAGAAAAAGAAGUAUCAAUCACAACAACGAGCUGAUUUCCACGCUUACCAAUCGUCCAUUACCAGUUCGGAGACUCAAGAGACAGUGGCCAGAAGACUUGUGUGAGUGACAUUUGUGUUAGUGAAUAAAGUGAACCGGUACUGGCCGGCAACGCCUACAAAACAUUACAUAAUUUAUUAGUUUUACUUAAUACUCCUUUGUACAGAGUAGAUUGUAAAUUUGCAAGAUUUCAAAUAAAAGAAAAUCUGGUAAUUUGA
This is a messenger RNA of Diabrotica virgifera virgifera (western corn rootworm), 3442 nucleotides long. RefSeq names its product zinc finger protein 664-like. Gene Ontology annotation, biological process: regulation of transcription by RNA polymerase II. The transcript has 3 exons. Gene Ontology annotation, molecular function: DNA-binding transcription factor activity, RNA polymerase II-specific; RNA polymerase II cis-regulatory region sequence-specific DNA binding. The record is from RefSeq and is a predicted model, not a curated record. The coding region runs from base 268 to 1839 and encodes 523 amino acids. Lineage: Eukaryota; Metazoa; Arthropoda; Insecta; Coleoptera; Chrysomelidae.